UGAAGAAGCGGGCUUCUGUAAUUGGAGAACGGAAUCAGCGCGCUGCUGUGAUUGGAGGACUGUAUCAGGGCUGAUCGCGUUACGCUCAAGAGUGGAAUGUGCCCUCACAGAGGCACUACUAGAAAGAAAAGAUCGAAAGAGAUCGUAAAAUCAGAGAUAAACAUCCACUAAACCUGGGGAAUGUAAUACAAAACGUAGCCUGGAAAGAUAUACGCGAUUCACGCUUUAAGAAGACCUUCGAGAGAAGUCAAAUCGAUGCUCAUUUUUAAGGAUUUUAAGUUGUUUUCGUGGCUUCAUCAAUAGGUACUAAAAGGUUUUUCUGUGACUUUGCGGCUUUGCCCUGUAGAUUUGUUCCAGUCAGAAGCCUCUUAAUGUGGACACUUAUGAGUCUGAUGAUCUUUUACUGUACUACCCCCGAUCAUCAUGAACUUCCACACUUGCUACCCCGUAAGGGUUUUAAACUAGAGGAGGCUGUAAAGAGGUCUUGAAGCUUCGUCCCGCAGCUACAGUUUUACUCAGUCCUGUUGGCCACUUGAGUUGAGCACCACCACGACAGCCACAGGAUUCUGCAUCUCAGCCAACAGGAUGAAAAGUGACCCUGUCUUCUUCCUUGCCAUUUUGGGAGCUGGUGUCCUCCUCUCCCUGCAGGCCGAGGGUGGGCAGAACCCAGACUACGUGCUCCACGGUACUGGGGUCAAGCACGGAUCGGAUCCAAAGAAAGCCCAGUCAGGGGACGGAUCCACUGUGGCCCCCGAGGAUGCUGCUCGUUUCCUUACCUGCUACUGUUCGGGCCACUGCCCCGAAGAUGCAACAAACAACACCUGCGAGACAAACGGCCAGUGUUUUGCCAUCAUAGAGGAGGACGAACACGGCGAGGCUGUCCUCACUUCAGGCUGCAUGAAAUACGAGGGAUCCCACUUCCAGUGCAAGGACUCCCCUAAUGCACAAACCAGGCGAACUAUUGAGUGCUGCUCCACUGAUUUUUGUAACCGAGAUCUUCAGCCCACACUUCCACCUUUACCGAAUCUUCCUUUCUGGAAUGCCCACUUGCUGGCUUUCCUAGUGUCAGUGACUGUGUGCUGCAUAACUCUGGUCGCCAUAACCGUGGUGUGUUAUUACAGGUAUAAGCUGCAGACAGGAAGGAGACGGUACCAGAGAGACCUGGAGCAGGAUGAGGCCUUUAUCCCUGUGGGAGAAUCCCUCAAAGAUCUUAUUAGUCAAUCCAGCACUGGCUCUGGUUCAGGGCUCCCCCUGCUGGUCCAGCGCACCAUCGCAAAACAAAUUCAGAUGGUACGUCAGAUCGGCAAGGGGCGGUAUGGAGAGGUGUGGCUUGGUCGAUGGAGAGGAGAAAAAGUGGCAGUAAAAGUGUUCUUUACACGCGAGGAGGCCAGUUGGUUCAGAGAGACGGAGAUUUACCAAACUGUGCUCAUGAGACAUGAGAACAUACUUGGCUUUAUCGCUGCGGAUAUUAAGGGAACAGGAGCUUUUACGCAGCUCUUCCUCAUCACAGACUACCACGAGAAUGGCUCUCUCUAUGACUAUCUGAAAGAGACAACGCUGGAUACACAGGCUCUGCUAAGAUUGGCCUAUUCGGCAGCCUGCGGCCUUUGCCACCUGCACACAGAGAUCUACGGGACACAGGGCAAGCCUGCCAUCGCUCACAGAGACCUAAAGAGCAAGAACAUACUCAUAAAGAAGAACGGUACCUGUUGCAUUGCAGAUUUAGGCCUGGCUGUUAAAUACAACAGUGAUACCAAUGAGGUGGACAUUCCUCUGAGUACGAGAAUGGGUACACGGCGAUACAUGGCACCAGAGGUCCUGGAUGAGACGCUGAAUAAGAAUCAAUUUCAAGCGUACAUAAUGGCCGAUAUUUACAGCUACGGUCUCAUUGUCUGGGAGAUGGCGAGACGAUGCGUGACUGGAGGCAUUGUUGAGGAGUAUCAAAUGCCAUACUGGGACAUGGUACCUUCAGAACCAUCCUAUGAGGACAUGAGGGAGGUGGUGUGUGUGAAGGGCAAACGACCGGAGGUGUCUAAUCGCUGGAACAGUGAUGAUGAGUGUUUACGGGCCAUGUUAAAACUCAUGUCUGAGUGCUGGGCUCACAACCCAGCCUCUCGUCUCACAGCUCUUCGAGUCAAGAAAACCCUCGCCAAAAUGGUUGAAUCGCAGGAUAUCAAAAUAUGAUCAAUCCAUCCUCCAAUGUCAGUUCCUAAGCAUACCAGAGGAGGCGCUGCUGAGCAGAAUAUUUACCUCCCUGCAUGACUGUGAUUCGUCACACUGUUGCAGUUUCGCUGUUAGUCUUUUAGCACCCUCUGCUGGACAGUGCGUGCCACAACACAUCCACUAGUAGGAAGUAAGGAUGAAACUUUAUCAGUUGUCCUGCUUUCCACAACUCAAACUAGAGGAACCGGUACUCGCAUCCUCCUUGUUUCCAAUAAUUUCCUUCUGUACUUCAGGCAUUCUUUUAUGCAUUGGGAGAGAAAUGAUGAGCAUAUGGUGCUUUCUAUGAAAGCCGUAUAAUACGAUACAUCUGUAUGUGAGAUUUAAGACUCUGUGGCAUUGUUUACCAUUGGAGACCAGUAGCCACGCUUCAGGAGUAUUUGGGAGAAGGCAGAGGACUGACCCAUCUGUCUUUGACUGAGAAGCGGACACAUUCAGGGUGAUCACCCUCAGUCAUAUGUUUGGGAUGUUCCCCAGUGAGGCAAGCUAUAUAGCAUUACAAAAUGGACCUGAGAGAAUGCGUCCUUUUUAUUAACCAUUGCAAAUGUCCUGUGCCCCAUAUUAUCAUAUAUAUGUAUAAAACAUUAACUACAUCAUGUGAUCAAUAUCCUUUUUUAAGAAUUAUUCCUUGAACCACUUUUCAUUUGAAAUGAUCAGUUCAUCAGAUUCACAAAUACAAAAUUGGGUGCUAGCAAGAAAGUUUGCUGUGUUUGAAUGUAUUUUGCAAAGGCAAAGAUUGAUUUGAUCAGAUAUGUGUCCACUGUUAUGGAAAGGACGUUCUGUUCAGGAGUGAUCAUAACAACAGCUCUGGCUUGAAGACAUACAACCUGUCGAAGACGCUGCAGCUACAAAAGAUCUGUUUAGCUGAAGGAUGGUGACUGAUCAUUCUGAAUGGCAGAUCUGAUUUGGCCUAAUGCAGGUGUGUCUUUGCACACAGGUCUGAUAUGCCACAUGACCUUUGUUUUGUUUUACCCAGUAGCCACCUUGGUAUAUCACAUCUGACUUAUAAGUAUCAUGCUGGAUUUCCUUAUUUAAACAGUUUUGCCUUUCAUCUAACCUUGCCACCGCCUGGGAAUCAUGUGACUGAUGACGGUUUAAAAUCUGAAAUUUCAAUGCAAAUGCAUGUGCUAUUUAUUCAUGUCAUGUCAUAUAGUAGGAAUUAUUGUGAUAAGGAUUCUUUACCUGCAGGAUUAAUAACUGACGUUUGAGCAGCUCAACUUUACAAAUAUUAGUAUAAGAGCAUAUUUAUAACUUUUUGAGAUUAGCUAUUGACUUCCUAUCAAAGUGUGUGUGUGUGAAUUAUUAUUAUUAUUUUUAUUUCUCAUGGCUACCUUCGUUCCCCCAAUGUGUACUGUACAACCAGACAUUUUAUGUGUAAUUUACUGAAAGGUUGAGAUUUUUACUUCAUCUUUCAUUUACUGUAAACAGUACAUACAAUUUUUACUAUACUUUAAAGACUGACAAAGCAUUUUUACAGAACAGCUUAGUAACAAAUUUAAUUCAAAUGAAAUGUAUUAUUGGCAUCCAUGAAAAAAUGCAUUUCUACAAGUCUGAAACUAAAACAAUCUGGGAAAUAUAUGAAGAUUUGACACUUCUAUUGUGUAUGUUUGUGUACAGAUUUACCUUAUAAAUAAAUGAUAAAAGCAGAUGCGUAGUUAGUCAAAAAUGCUCGCAAUCGGCCAAAUGUUUUUUUUUUACGUAAUAUUGACAGGUAUGUGUUAGGGUUGGAUCUGAAAGGAUUUUUUGUUUUUAUGGAAAUUUUAAGUCUAUAAGAUGUCUUAACUAAUAUAGUCAAACAAGUGCGUGCGUGCAUGUGUGUGUGGAUGAAUGAGUGGAAGAUUCAGAGCGCUUGUCAUCCCCACUGCAUGUAUUUGUAUUUUCUUACUGUAUGAGCUGCAGGUCAUGUCUAAUCUGUCCAUUACAAUGAUGCCAGUUACUUUGUGAAUUUAGAUUAUUGAUGAUCUAAUUUAAGUUCAUCUUUAAACCAUUUAAAAUGAUUAUUAAACAAUGUUUUGUCUUAAAAAUGUAAUAUUAUCUAAUUAAUAGGAUCCUUUUAUUUUUAUUGUGCACAACAUCUGUUUUUUAGACGGGUGCAUUAUGUUUACCACAGAAAGCUGUUCCGUACACAGAAUUUGUCCAAUGUAACAAUUUUUAAGUAAAGUACCUUAUUUUAGUACACA
This is a messenger RNA of Misgurnus anguillicaudatus (oriental weatherfish), 4400 nucleotides long. It is a transcript of the gene bmpr1ab, whose product is annotated as bone morphogenetic protein receptor, type IAb. Gene Ontology annotation, molecular function: transmembrane receptor protein serine/threonine kinase activity; ATP binding. Gene Ontology annotation, cellular component: signaling receptor complex; plasma membrane. Lineage: Eukaryota; Metazoa; Chordata; Actinopteri; Cypriniformes; Cobitidae. Gene Ontology annotation, biological process: cellular response to growth factor stimulus; cell surface receptor protein serine/threonine kinase signaling pathway; protein phosphorylation. The record is from RefSeq and is a predicted model, not a curated record.